AUGUUUGCCGCCCGCCGCCUCACCACCGCCGCGCCCCGCGCCCUUAGCGAAAGGGCUGCUCUGUUCCACAGCACUGCGCCGGCUUUCGUUCAAAAGGGCGAUGCCAUUCCAGACCUUGAUGUCCUCGUCGAGAACUCUCCUGGCAAUAAGGUGAACCUCGCCAAGGAGCUCAAGGGUAAGGGCGUCAUCAUUGGUGUCCCUGCCGCUUUCAGCCCCGCCUGCUCCAGUACUCAUGUCCCUGGGUACAUCUCGCACCCUAAGUUGAAGGAGGCUGGCCAGGUCUUCGUGGUUGCUGUCAAUGAUCCCUUCGUGACUAAGGCUUGGGGUACAUCUCUCGAUCCCCAAAGCAAGAGCGGUAUUCGCUUCUUGGGUGACCCGACUGGUAAAUUCUCAGAAGCCCUGGAUGUGUCCUUUGAUAGCGUCUCCAUCUUCGGAAACCAGCGCAGCAAGCGCUAUGCCCUUCUUGUAGAAGACGGCAAGGUUAAGGAGGCCUUUGUUGAGCCCGACAACACCGGAGUCAAAGUCUCCGCUGCCGAAAACGUGCUUGGGUAA
This is a messenger RNA of Aspergillus calidoustus, 552 nucleotides long. The record is from the annotation of a GenBank genome assembly. Lineage: Eukaryota; Fungi; Ascomycota; Eurotiomycetes; Eurotiales; Aspergillaceae.